GGUCUCGCAUGGCAAACUUGAUGACAUUUCUUCUUUCUCUACCACUCUUUUACUUCUUCCUCACAACCUUUCUUCCACCUACAACAUGUUUCAACAACCAAACAGACCAACUCUCACUACUAGCCAUCAAAUCCAGCCUCCAAGAUCCACAAGGAGCUCUCUCUUCAUGGAACCAAACACUCCCCUUCUGCAGCUGGACAGGCAUCCAAUGCCGCGACAACAGAGUCGUCGCCAUAACCUUGCCCUCUCUCGGCCUCAUCGGAAACCUCUCCCCGCACAUAGGUAACCUCUCUCUUCUCACCAACAUCACCCUCAAUACCAACUUUCUCCACGGCCCAAUUCCUCCACAAAUCACUCGCUUAACCAAACUCCGGUUUCUCGAAUUUAGCAACAAUUCCUUCACGGGUGAAUUACCAAAAAACUUGUCACAGUGCCUCAAUCUAGUGCAGCUUGCUUUCUCUAGGAAUCUCAUUUCUGGAACCAUACCUAAUGAACUUAGCUUCUUGCCCAAACUCGAAGCUAUAUCUUUUUCAAGAAACCGGUUUUCUGGGCUUAUUCCUUCAUCCAUUGGUAACAUAACAACCCUCCAAAGGCUGUCUUUAGGAGCAUGCCUUUUGGCCGGAGAGAUUCCCGAGUCACUCAGCCGCCUCCACCGCCUUUCAUUUCUUCAAUUGAGUGAAAAUAGUUUCACCGGUAGCAUUCCUCAUGGUCUGUUUAAUCUAACUAACAUUUAUUACUUUGAUGUUUCUUAUAAUAAACUUCAUGGAGUUAUUCCUUCUACUAUUGGUGUCACACUCCCUAAUCUUAAUUCUCUACUUCUUAAGCGAAACCACUUUAGUGGGCCAAUUCCUAAUUCCAUUUCAAAUGCUUCAUUGAUUGAAUGGAUCAUCUUGUCCUCUAAUAGUUUCACUGGACCUAUACCAAACCUUGAGAGACUUGCGUUAAUUCAAUGUUUCUUCUUAGAUACAAACUUAAUUGAAGAUGACAUGAGCUUCAUUUCAUCAUUGACAAAUUCCACCAAUUUAGAGUGGUUCGAUGUUAGUGAGAACAUGCUGAGUGGUUCUUUGCCGGAAUCCCUAGCCAAUUUGUCCAUUCAUAUCACUGUGUUUGAUAUACAAAAGAAUCAGAUACAAGGAAGCAUCCCUGUAGACAUUGGAAACCUUGAUAAUCUUCAAAUGGUUGAUAUGUCUUACAAUCUUCUUGAUGGCCUAAUUCCCAUGUCAAUGUCAAAGCUGUCGAAUUUGCAAAACCUUCAUAUGAGAAGAAACAGAUUCAGCGGGGAACUGCCAUCUAUGUUUGGGAACAUGACUGUUUUGAGUCGAUUCCAGCUUGAUGGGAAUGAGCUUUCUGGAAAUGUGCCUUCCAGUCUUGGCAACUGCACCAACUUGCUAGAGUUAGACCUCUCCGAAAACAAGUUCACUGGUUUGAUCCCUCGAGAAAUCAUGAGACUUUCGUCUCUUUCCAUUGUGCUUAAUCUCUCUCACAAUGCGCUCGAGGGUUCUAUUCCGAGUGAAGUUGGCUCUUUGAGAAACCUUGCGGCUUUGGACUUGUCUAGCAAUAGACUGUCUGGAGUGAUUCCCACCUCUUUGAACAGCUGCGUUAGCUUGCAACGGAUCUACCUCGAUAAGAAUCUUCUUCAUGGAGAGAUUCCUGAAGGAAUGAGCACUUUGACGGGCUUACAAGAGUUGGAUCUAUCGCGGAACAAUCUGUCUGGUUCUAUUCCCUCGUUUUUGGGGAGUUUGAAGCUUCAGAAGCUCAACUUGUCUUUCAAUAGGCUACGAGGAGAGAUUCCCAAAAGAGGAGUUUUUGCUAAUAGAAGUUCAAUUUUUCUUGAUGGAAACCAAGAUUUGUGUGGUGGAAUUGAAGAGUUGAUGUUCCCACCUUGCAAAGGAGUAGAAUCUUCCAAGGAAAAGUUGUCCACUUUGUGGAAGAUCUUGGUCCCAAUAUUGGUUGUCGGAGGCUUAUGCAUUGUGAUUUUAGUAUUUAUCAAGUACAAAAAAUUAGAAGAAAAUGCUUGUCCUUCUGCAGAUACCAUUGGUGUCCAACCAUUCAUGAGGUUUUCUUAUGCUGAUCUCCUUAAAGCAACAAAUGGAUUCUCCGAGAGUAACGUGGUUGGUUUUGGGAGAUUCGGGUCCGUUUACAAAGCUGUUCUCGAUGAUGAGAAAGACAUAGUUGUAGCAGUCAAAGUGCUUAAUCUUGAGGUUAGAGGGGCGUUAAAGACAUUCAUGGCAGAGUGCAGAGCAUUGGGAGGCAUAAGACAUAGGAAUUUGGUGAAACUUGUAAGUGUUUGUGAUAGUGUGGACUUCAAAGGCAAUGAUUUCAAAGCAUUGGUGUAUGAAUUCAAAGUCAAUGGAAGUCUAGACAAAUGGCUUCACAACAACGAGAAAGAAAGAGGUGAAGAUUUCAAGAGUCUUAGCAUAAUCCAAAGGCUUAACAUUGCCUUAGAUAUUGCUCAAGGGAUUGAGUACCUUCACUUUGGUAGUGGCUCAUCUAUUAUCCAUGGUGAUUUGAAGCCCAACAACAUUCUCUUGGAUCAUGAUAUGGUUGCUUGUGUUGGGGAUUUCGGAUUAGCUAAGGUUGUCUCAAACAUACUUCCAUCAUCAUGUGAAAGCAACACGAGUUCCAUUGGGAUCAAGGGUACCGUAGGCUAUGUCCCUCCAGAAUAUGGCUCGUUUGGCUCGAUAUCUAUGCUAGGGGAUGUAUAUAGUUUUGGGGUCAUCCUUCUGGAGAUGUUCACAAAUAAAAGGCCAACAAAUGAUUUAUUUGGUGGUGAGGUAAAUAUCCAUAGAUAUGUGAACUCCGCUUUGCCUCAUGGAAUAAUGGAAAUUAUUGAUCCAGAAUUAGACACGAGAGCUUUGAAAAUGGAGUUUAUUGUUCGUGUUUUAAAGAUUGGAGUCUCAUGUUCAAAGGAGAAUCCAAGAGAUAGGAUGCCAAUAAAUCUUGUUGUUAGUGAGUUGGCUGGUAUUCUAGCUCAAUGUAUGAACUAGAUAAGUUGUUUUCUUUCUAAAGUCUUAAUUAUCUUUGAUUCUUCUAGUACUAGUUUGCUGUUUUUGGUACUUGAUGUGUGAU
Molecule: messenger RNA, 3069 nt
Organism: Salvia hispanica
Lineage: Eukaryota; Viridiplantae; Streptophyta; Magnoliopsida; Lamiales; Lamiaceae
Biological process (GO): protein phosphorylation
Molecular function (GO): ATP binding; protein kinase activity; protein binding
Source: RefSeq, a predicted model, not a curated record